AUGGCCCCCUCACCAUGUAGCCUUUGUCAUACAGCCAGAGCUCUAGUGAAACGUCCAAAGACAGGACAGCAAGUUUGUAAAUCAUGUUUCUACUCCGUGUUCGAAACCGAGGUUCAUAACACCAUCACUGAGGGGCAAGGUAUCUUUCAUCGAGGAGAAAAAGUAGCUAUAGGAGCUAGUGGAGGUAAAGAUUCAACCGUCCUUGCUCAUGUCCUCACGCUUUUGAAUCAGAGAUACGAUUAUGGUUUGGAUCUCUAUCUUCUAUCAAUAGACGAAGGCAUCACAGGGUAUAGGGACGAUUCUUUGGAGACGGUCAAACAGAAUCAGGUGGAAUAUGGUCUGCCGUUGAAGAUUCUUUCGUAUAAUGAGUUGUAUGGAUGGACCAUGGAUCGGAUCGUCGAGCAAGUCGGGAGGAAGAAUAAUUGUACUUUUUGCGGUGUAUUCCGACGGCAAGCAUUAGACAGAGGUGCAGCUCAAUUAGGCAUAGAUCAUAUUGUCACCGGUCACAAUGCAGAUGAUAUGGCUGAGACUGUUCUUAUGAAUAGUAAGAUCACAGCUCUCGAACUCAUGCGUGGUGAUAUUGCUCGAUUGGGGAGAAGUAUGGCUUUGACAACUCAAAGUGAAGAUACUAUCAAACGUAGUAAACCUUUCAAGUAUGCGUAUGAGAAGGAAAUUGUCAUGUACGCAUACUUCAAGAAGCUCACUUAUUUCUCUACGGAAUGUAUCUACGCUCCAGAUGCUUAUCGAGGACACGCACGGGUUUUCCUGAAAGAUCUUGAAGCUAUUCGUCCCUCGGCCAUAAUAGACAUUAUUCACUCAGGUGAAACUUUUGUUUUGGAGCAAAGCGUCCAAAAGGGGUUAAAAGAAAUGCAAACAUGUCUCCGUUGUGGUUACAUCUCCUCCAACGAUUUAUGUAAAGCUUGUGCUCUUUUAGAAGGUCUCGAAGCUGGUUUGGACCGUUCAGCCCUGAAACAAGGUCAGAGUACCUUGUCCGUAGUCCCAGAGGGACAUCGUAUCAUUCCUCGAUUCGAACGACCCGUACCCAUCGCUGUAGAAGGUAUCGAGCGAGCAGUACAAUCCCUUGCUCUGUGA
This is a messenger RNA of Tremella mesenterica DSM 1558, 1092 nucleotides long. RefSeq lists its product as uncharacterized. NCBI's taxonomy places the organism in Eukaryota, Fungi, Basidiomycota, Tremellomycetes, Tremellales, Tremellaceae. Bases 1 to 1092 code for a protein of 363 amino acids. The record is from RefSeq and is a predicted model, not a curated record. Gene Ontology annotation, molecular function: tRNA binding. Gene Ontology annotation, cellular component: cytosolic tRNA wobble base thiouridylase complex; mitochondrion. The transcript is spliced from 9 exons. Gene Ontology annotation, biological process: tRNA wobble position uridine thiolation.